This is a messenger RNA of Chelmon rostratus (copperband butterflyfish), 1229 nucleotides long. It is a transcript of the gene gghl, whose product is annotated as gamma-glutamyl hydrolase. The record is from RefSeq and is a predicted model, not a curated record. Bases 120 to 1085 code for a protein of 321 amino acids. Gene Ontology annotation, cellular component: vacuole. Gene Ontology annotation, biological process: tetrahydrofolylpolyglutamate metabolic process. Gene Ontology annotation, molecular function: gamma-glutamyl-peptidase activity. The transcript is spliced from 9 exons. Lineage: Eukaryota; Metazoa; Chordata; Actinopteri; Chaetodontiformes; Chaetodontidae.
AUGAAUAUAAGUCUGCUGCAGCUUCUUUCAUAAAUUGACAGUCUCCGACAGCCUCAUACCUUCUGAACGCUGAGUUAAGCUUUGCUCAGUCGCUGGUGCUAAAUAAUUGAGGUGAAAACAUGCCCAAAACAGGAUUUUCAGCAUAUGUGUGUUUGGUUUUUGCCGGGUGCUUCUGUUGCAGCAAAGCUAUGCCGACUAGACUCAACCAGGUGGCUGUGAACACCAGACCUGUGAUCGGUAUUUUGACUCAGAUAGUUACAGAUGAAGUCAUGAAACCAUUUGGGAGCACCUACAUAGCCGCCUCCUAUGUGAAGUACAUUGAGUCUGGGGGCAGCAGAGUGAUGCCUAUCAGGUUGACUCUCACUACAGCUGAAUAUAAAAACAUCUUCAGGCAGAUAAAUGGCUUGCUUCUCAUCGGGGGAGCCGUGGAUUUGGAGACGUCAGACUUUGCCAGGGUGGCGAAGAUUUUUUACACACUCGCUCUGAGGGCCAAUAAUGCCGGGGACUUCUUCCCCAUCUGGGGUACCUGCCUGGGCAUGCAGCUGCUGACUGUACUGGUGGCCGGUGAAAAUCUGCUGACAAACACCACAGCUGUUAACAUAGCGUUGCCCCUCAACCUGACCACAGAGGCCAGCUCCAGUAGGAUGUUUGAUGGUUUCCCCAAAGAGCUAAUGAAGGCUGUGACCCAAGAACCUCUGACAGGCAACUUUCAUCACUAUGGACUUACAGUACAGACCUUUCAGGAAAAUCAGAAGCUGCAGAGUUUCUUCUCCAUCCUGUCUACAAACAUCGCAGAGAACGGAGCCAACUUUGUCUCAACUAUAGAAGGUAAGAGAUAUCCCUUCUAUGGAGCACAGUGGCAUCCAGAGGUGAAUCGUUUCCAGUGGGACACAAAGUUGAACUUCCCUCACUCGCCUCACGCCGUUCAGUUGUCUUCUCUGCUGGCUGAGUUUUUCGUUGAAGAAGGAAGGAGAAGUUUACAUCGGUUUGACAAUCCUGAGGAAGAGGCCUCGUCGCUGAUUUAUAACUACACGCCUGUCUACGCUGCGAACUUCACAGCGUACGAGCAGGUCUACUUCUUCUGAGCAUCUCACAGCUCGGCCUCAGAGCAAAGCGGUUGACUUCAACCAUUCGAUCACUUUCAUCACCCGGAGGAGAGGUUUCUGCACCUGUUGUUUUGCUGAUACAUUUGUAUGCUGUUAUUCCUAUUAAAAAGUGCCUUUUUGCAU